UGGCAGGUAUGUGGAUGUUUCGACAGUUGAUGGGGCCACUUCUAAGUUUAUUAGUGGUCGUAUCCAGGGUACUGGAGCACUAUUUUUGGAGAUUUCGUGAAACUAUUUUGAUGAGCAAAUGCAUUUCCUCCAGGCUCCUGUUUCAGGCUCCAAAAAGCCUGCCGAAGAUGGGCAAUUGAUCUUUCUCACAGCAGGUGACAAAGCUCUGUAUGAGAUGGUUGCUCCAUUUCUUGACAUCAUGGGAAAGUCAAAAUUUUACCUUGGCGAUGUUGGAAAUGGAGCUGCUAUGAAACUUGUUGUCAACAUGAUCAUGGGAAGUAUGAUGGCAUCAUUUUCUGAAGGAUUACUCCUUAGCGAGAAAGUAGUGGAUCCUAAUAUACUUGUAGAGGUGGUGUCACAGGGAGCCAUUAGUGCACCUAUGUACUCAGUCAAAGGUCCUUCGAUGGUCCAAUCCCAGUAUCCCCCGGCGUUUCCUUUGAAGCAUCAGCAGAAGGUUUGUAAACUUGUAAGGACAACCCUCAACUGAAAUAGAAUCUG
This is a messenger RNA of Rhodamnia argentea, 537 nucleotides long. RefSeq names its product glyoxylate/succinic semialdehyde reductase 2, chloroplastic-like. The record is from RefSeq and is a predicted model, not a curated record. NCBI's taxonomy places the organism in Eukaryota, Viridiplantae, Streptophyta, Magnoliopsida, Myrtales, Myrtaceae. Gene Ontology annotation, molecular function: NAD binding; NADP binding; glyoxylate reductase (NADPH) activity. Gene Ontology annotation, cellular component: chloroplast.